AUGACUUCCGCUUUUGCUGCGCAGUUGCGCACCAUCGCCGCAAACUCUACGAACGAACUUGAUCUACGCGCACGCCGCGAUGCGCACGGCGAAUCUCUUGUUUUCGAGCGAAGCGUUGCCGUCAAACAGGACUGGGAGACAAUCUACCAAAUAUGUGUCGAGGGGUUUCAAGAGUUAUGCAUGCUAGAUACCCGGCUUCGAGAAUUUGAGCAGAACCUUUACAGCCCACAGGCGAAAGAGCAGGAUAGGGAACAAUUGAGCCGGUCUCAAAAUGAGGCUCUCGGUAUCGUGAUUGACCGGUGUCUCGCACUUCUUGGAUCCAAAGUCUUGUUGCGCCCGGGAAUCAGGGCUGUCGAGUGGUUGGUUAGGAGGUUUCGAGUGCACGUCUACAAUACCAGCAGCCUUCUCGCAACAUUCCUUCCUUAUCACGAGAGCCUUGUGUUCCGAAACGUACUGAGCAUCAUACCGGCAAACAAAAUUACCAACGAAUGGAAGUUUCUCGGGCCAUAUCACAAAAUUGCGGCCAAUGUUCCCCGGCAUGCCAUUGUUUAUAGCGCCAUUCACAACGAUGCGUUCUUUUCUGUGCUGAACAACUAUGUGUUCCGGGCUUGUCAGGAAGAAGCGCACCAUCCCCAGCUCAUGCGCUUUUGGAGCAGCGUGGUCAUCGAGGCCAUCACUGGCAGACUCAACCAAGUGAAGAGUGGGAGGAAAGAGGUACAAAGGCAGCGGUUGGAGGAUGCUCUCCUCAAGAUCCUACCCGUUCUGAGCGAGGGUUUGGAAAUAACAGGCUGCACCGAGCUGACCAUCACGUGCUUCACGGUCGCAAUUGUGUUGGCAAGCAAUGCAGAUCUCGAGGAUAGUGUACUUGAUUCUAUCAUCGCGGCCAUUGCUCCUUUCGUCCUCAAUCGCGCAGUUGACCAAGCCAAGGUAUUGACUUGCCUUUGCGUUCUCGUCUCGAAGAAGACCGAGCGAAAUGUGUCAAGGGACGUCCUGGAAAUUCUCACCAAAGUGCGUCAUCUUGAUGUCCGUUUAUUAGAGCUACGAACCCGGGUACCUAUCGACGGACUAUGUGAAGCAAUGUUCAAUUCGCUGCUUAAAGGUCUGAACAAGUCUAACUUGGACACAAGCUUCGGUCUCAUUGAACAAUUGAUCGGCUUGAGUGCCGACCCCGUCCCUUCGGAGACUGCCAUUCGUUUGGUGGCGACCUUACUUCGAAAGGUUCCUAGAUCGGCUCCAGCGGGGCCAUUUGAGUCGAUGGUCCAAGAGAGGAUCGUCCGAAUCUUGCAGAAGCUGAAUGACAAGGCCACCUUCUCAUCCGUGUUACCUCAAGCAGCGUCGCUCGCAGAACGGCAUCUUGAUGAGCUUGAGGCCAUUAUUCAAGGGACUAUCGCUUUGCCGGAUAGCUCAAACCUCUUGGAGUCAGAAUUGAUGGAAGUUGACGACAACGGCACUUCCUCAGACUCCGAUGAAGAACGCAUAGACUCUAUGCUGGCGGCUUUGCCAACCGAAUCUGCCGAGAUGUCCUUCAUGGCCAACAAUCAUACUGCAUUGUUCGAUCACCUGCUCCAUGCUUUUGCUCAGUGUUAUAGAAAAGAGCCUUGGAUGGUCAAAUUUGAAAGCUUGCCGAUUUGGCGGCAUACCAACGAGAAGCCGUCUGAUCUGCUCACCAGUUUUUUCCUGAGAGUGGCUUAUAGCGCCGCUCCCGACUCUCAGCGAUCUGCAGCUCUUCUAUACCUUUCGAAAAAGAUGGAACACGGAUCUUGGCAAGAGACUCAGCUGCUACUGCCCUAUCUCACCAUCCUCCUCGCCGAUCCUGCUAGGCCGGUUCGACGAGCCGCCGUGGCAUGUGUUGUUGCUGUCCAGAACUGCGUGUCAAAAAGUCUUGCAGGAGAGAGCAGCACGCAGUCAAAUUCGGAGACGGUAUAUGAUGCCCUGGCAAUGACAAACGUGAAGCGCGUCUCUUCUGCUCAAGCCAAAAAGAUCGUUGCCCAAGUGUAUCUGCCAAACUUGGAGGAGUGCGUUCUGGACCCCUCUCAUACCCGGACGGUCUUGGAGCAUGCUCUUGACAGCCAUUCACGUACGUCCUCUAUUGGGUCGAAAGCUGUCAAUGUUGAGUUGAAGAAGUCACUGCGGCAGGAUCUAUUUGACCUAUUGACCGGCUGCGCAUUGAACAGUCCCCUGCUCAGGGUACAAUUGGGCCUUGUGAGUCUCCUCAUAGGCGUUCAGAAGGUCGGCAGUACUACGACAAGUAAAACGCUCCAGCCGAUUUUGAGACAUUGGGCAUCUUUGACUGGAUCCGCGGCUACAUCUGCUGCCAGUUCAGAAGGGUUGGAUGUGGCUCAGAUUGACACCACGCUGGUACAGUUGAUCAGUGCUCAUGACAAAGAAGCAGUCCAACAAGUGCUUGAAACUGUCGAAAGGGAAAAGUCAAACCUCAGGCCUGAAUUGGUCAAUGCCAUUUUUGCCAGAAUCACUGCGAUCUGGAAAGACCUGCGGCAUGAAUCCCAGCUGACAACUGCCAAACUCCUGUUCGACAUGUCCUUCUCAGAGCAUGAGACUAUCGCAGCAGGCAGCCAACAAAUCUUGCGCUCUGUGACUCUCUCCACCGAAGCCCUUGCUACGUUGCUGGACCACUCGUGCUCAGGUCUUGCUCAGAUGCAGGUGGAAGUGCCACCCAAGAAACGAAGAAGGAUCAGUCACGGUCGUGAAAGCAUACCAAAAGAGAUGGUUCUGCAACUGGACAUCGCUGAUGCCAGACUAUCCCUCGCUUUGGAACUGGUGGAAGACUCGAGGCCUGAAGACCAUCCUCAGCUGCUCGGCAGUCUGUUCGAAAUUCUCAUCCAUUUGCGAAGGUUGAAAGAGAAGAGCACAUCAGAAUCUCCGUACCUUCUGACGCUUUGUCUAAGCAACAUCUUGGCCAUCAUCGAGAAAGCCAGACAAUCACGAAAGCCCAAUGUCGACUUGACGAGUAUCCGCGCCGAUCUUGUGACAGACUGUGUUCGCUCGUCUGAGAACCCGCAGGUACAAUCCACAGCUCUUCUGCUGCUGGCGUCCUUGUCCUCGAUAGCCCCAGAUCGUAUCUUACAUACAAUCAUGCCUAUAUUCACCUUCAUGGGUGCCGGGAUAUUGUCAAGAGACGACGAGCGAUCGGUCUACGUCAUUAAUCAGGCAAUUGACCAGAUCAUUCCUCCUCUCAUCAGUACUUUGAAGCGACAAGAUGCGAAGAAUCUCGUCCACUCCACAUCAAGUCUCCUUUCGAGCUUCGUUACAGCCUACGAUCACAUUCCGCAGCAUCGACGCGUGGCAUUCUACAAAAGGCUGCUAGAUCGACUGGGUGCCGACGAUUUUGCAUUUGCUCUCGUUGCACUCCUUGCAUCAAGAAGAUCCCACGAAGACAUGACACCAUUCUUGUCCGUUCUGACGGGGGAUCUACCAGCAGCAACUCAGCUUUUGACGCACCGCAAGAUCCUCGCCUUGACACGAGACAUUUUCAGCGACAAGCCACACAAUGCGGAGCCGCUCUUGGAUAUCAACAAAUCCACCAAAGCAGACAGAAAAGGGCAGAUCGCUAUAAUUCUGCUCGAGACAGCCGGGAAACUUCUUGAGACAAAGGGUCUCAAGGCCCAUGUGAAACGGAUGCAAAAGAAGGACGGGGCUGAAGCUGAGUCCUUCUGGACAGAAUAUAAGCUGUGUCUGCAGGAUCAGUUGGUUAUGCUCAAGAACCAAAAGGGUCAGCAACACACCGAAUUGACCGCCUCGACAAGGAAAUGUCUGAGUGCGCUACUCGCACUGCCGUCUCUUGCCGAGCUGUUCGCAGUCAUGCCUAAUCUCCUCCAAGAGAUGGAGCGAGUCGGUGAUCGGGAACUUCCACCGCUGGCUCUGAGGGUGCUAGCUGCUCAACUCCAGCACAACCCUGCAAAGGACAGCAAGACGCAGUCUGAAGCCAUGACCUUCCUGCCUACAGUUGAGGAGAUCAUCCGGACGACUCAGGACGUCUCGUUGCGGCAUGCGGCUAUCGCCUGCCUGGACCGCAUCGUGGAGGUAUAUGGACGCAAGAGUCCGGAUGACAUCAUGUCUGCCUCAAUGACCCUCAUCGAGGGAGAUUAUGGUCUCUCCUCCCAGGACACGAGGACGCAGAUCAUGUCGGUUCUUUGCGUGGCUUCAAUGAUGGAAGUCCUCAAAGAGGCGGCUGUGCCGAUCGUGCCUCAGUCCAUGCCAAAGGUGCUGGAUCUGUUGCGACGGAGUCUCGGCGACAAGGAACGGAACGAAGAGCUGCACAAUGCGGUAUUCACUCUACUUUCGUCUUUCCUGUCAUACUUGGCAUACAUGGUGUCGGACGACAACGUGGUGGAGAUCUUGGAGUUGUGUUAUCGUUCAUGCGUGGCUGAGAUGGACGCGUCGUGCAAGGAGUCUCGAACCGAGACUUUGUCCCUGCUCGCGCACAAAGUCGACUUGAGCACGGUUGCAACCAGUCUCAGUCAAGCAUGGAAGGCCGUGACGCCAGAGCUUGGUGUCAAUGCCGAAGCAGUCACCGAGUGGCUCGAUGUCCUGUCUCAAGCCAUUGAAGCAAACAAGAAGGUCAACGUCGUGCGUGCUGCAGAGACGAUCUCAACAUUCAUGUUUCAAGUACUGGAUCUUCGUCGGUUGUAUGUCACAACCACAACCGGCAGCAAUCUCCAAAUCACACCCGAGGACAUUGACGCCAUUGAGUCUCGCCUGCACACCGUGAGCAUUACUUUCAUCUACAAGCUGAACGACACCGCGUUCCGGCCACUAUUCGAGAGCUGGGUUGACUGGGCCUUGACCGCGUCGGAUCUUGCGGAAAAACAAGAAGAAUACUCGGAGCCCGCAAAGACAGCCCGCGAAACCAGCCUGUUCAAGCUCGCCACGCACUUUUUCGAAUCUCUCAAGAGCAUCGUCACCUCGUAUGCCAGCUACAUUCUGGAGCCUGCCAACGAAGUAUUGAAGACUCUGGCCGCUACAGUCGACUCAUCCAGCUCCAGCUCCAGCUCCAGAUCUUCCAAGAACAAAAAGGACAAACCUGUCGCGACAAUAACAGACGAGAAACUCCUACUCUACAAAUCAACCCUCUUACUUCUUCGCACAGCCAUGACCCACGACGCCGACAACUGGUUCUCAUCCCCGACUCACUUUUCACCUCUGUCGUCAUUACUCAUCGACCAACUCAAACUCGCCACGACCAAGAACCCUAGGAGUCUAAGAUCGGCCGUCUUCGACUCUGUCAUUCCGACCAUCGUAGCCCUGGCCACCGCGACAAUCGACACGCCCGCCCACCAUCACGCAUUGAACCAUGGCAUCUGUCAACUUCGUCACAACCCGUCAGCGGGGGUGCGGUUGGCCGCGAUCAGAACUCAUCUUGCUCUUACGGAGAAUCCCGAGGUUGGCGAGGAAUGGGUUGCCAAUGUCGUGGUUGGGGGCACUAGCACCGAAGGUGUCGGAGGGCCAGGUGAGACUAUGGUCUACGUCAAUGAGAGUCUGGAGGAUGAUGACGAAGAGGUCGAAUCUGAAGUUCGGAGAUGGGUUAGGUUGGUUAGGGAGAUGGUUGGGGAGGAUGUUUUUGAGGUUUAA
This is a messenger RNA of Exophiala dermatitidis NIH/UT8656, 5589 nucleotides long. RefSeq lists its product as uncharacterized. NCBI's taxonomy places the organism in Eukaryota, Fungi, Ascomycota, Eurotiomycetes, Chaetothyriales, Herpotrichiellaceae. Gene Ontology annotation, cellular component: t-UTP complex; small-subunit processome; 90S preribosome. The transcript has a single exon. The record is from RefSeq and is a predicted model, not a curated record. Gene Ontology annotation, molecular function: snoRNA binding. Gene Ontology annotation, biological process: positive regulation of transcription by RNA polymerase I; maturation of SSU-rRNA from tricistronic rRNA transcript (SSU-rRNA, 5.8S rRNA, LSU-rRNA). The coding region runs from base 1 to 5589 and encodes 1862 amino acids.